AUGUUCAUCGUUUCUUUGCCGUUCGCCGUCUUACGUGGCGGUUAUUGGGCGAUCGCCGCAAUGAUUGGCAUCGCGCACAUCUGCUGCUACACCGGCAAGAUCCUAGUCGAGUGCCUCUACGAGCUAGACACAGUGACAGGUCAACGUGUACGCGUACGAGAUUCGUAUGUAGCCAUCGCCAAGGAGUGUUUCGGGCCUACGUGGGGCGCCCGUGCCGUCAAUAUUGCGCAGAUAAUUGAGCUGUUGAUGACCUGCAUUCUGUACGUGGUCGUGUGCGGUGAUCUGAUGAUUGGUACUUUCCCCGAGGGCGCCAUCGACACCCGCAGCUGGAUGAUGCUAAUCGGCAUAUUUCUGCUGCCACUUGGCUUCCUCAAGUCCUUGCAGCAUGUUUCCGUGUUGAGUUUCUGGUGCACAAUGUCUCACCUCUUCAUCAACGCGAUCAUCAUCGGUUACUGUAUCCUGGAGAUUGGUGACUGGGGCUGGUCGAAGGUGAAGUGGACGAUUGACAUGGAAAAUUUCCCGAUCUCGCUUGGCGUGAUCGUCUUCAGUUAUACAUCGCAGAUCUUUUUGCCAACCCUCGAAGGCAAUCUCAUCGAUCGUUCUAAGUUUGACUGGAUGCUAAAUUGGAGUCACAUCGCUGCGGCAGCGUUCAAGUCGCUCUUCGGCUGGAUCUGCUUCCUAACAUUCCAGAACGAUACACAGCAGGUGAUCACAAACAACCUGCACUCAGCCGGCUUCAAGGGUCUGGUGAACUUGUGUCUGGUCGUCAAAGCGGUGCUGUCGUACCCAUUGCCAUAUUACGCCGCUUGCGAGCUCCUCGAGCGCGCCUUCUUCCGCGGUCGACCGAAAACAAUCUUCCCAACCAUCUGGACAGUGGAUCGGGAGCUCAAAGUCUGGGGUCUGGCUUGGAAGAUCGGCGUAAUCGUGUUCACCAUUUUAAUGGCAAUCUUCAUACCGCACUUCAGUAUAUUGAUGGGUUUCAUCGGUUCUUUUACCGGGACCAUGCUUUCAUUUAUCUGGCCUUGUUAUUUCCAUUUGAAGUUGAAGAGGAACUCAAUGGAGUGGAGCGCCGUUGCUUACGAUUGCUUCGUCAUUUUCCUUGGUGUUCUCUUCGGCGUUAUUGGCGUCUAUGAUUCCGGCUCCGCACUGAUUAAUGCCUUCGAGAUUGGCCUGCCCUUCUGAGCGAUCUCGCGCCAACUAGGUCGUUUCGUUGUUCUUAUCUGUAGCAAAAUGAUAUUACGGAAACGUUCGCAAGUCGCAGGAAUAUUUGUUUCUCGAUUUUAACAUGCUCGGUAUAUGUGCAAUAAUUGCUGAUGCAAGCAAGAGAUCACAGAAAAUCUAAAAUAAAGGCGAUAAUUGAUAGGAAAAUUUUGUGUUUUGGAAAAAUUAGAAAUUUUUUUGAAUAACAUUCAGCUCAAUAAUCAACAAACUGAUUAUUUACAAAAUGCUAAUAUCAAAUUAAGAAAAUAUAUCAGGCCUGUUAGAUAGUGACUCGCGUGCCAGCCGCGCCGCCGAACGCUUCCCUCUCCAAUUUGAUCCGCCGGCCGAUUUCAGGGACAAUUGUCAGCCGUGUAGGCGAUGUACGCGAAUUGUCACGAUGUAGGCUCUACUCUCCAUAGUAAACUAUUGGAAACUUCGACUUUUUUCUUCUUUGCUACGUUAUG
This is a messenger RNA of Acromyrmex echinatior (Panamanian leafcutter ant), 1664 nucleotides long. RefSeq names its product vesicular GABA transporter (gene VGAT). Gene Ontology annotation, cellular component: vacuolar membrane. The record is from RefSeq and is a predicted model, not a curated record. Gene Ontology annotation, biological process: amino acid transmembrane transport. Gene Ontology annotation, molecular function: L-amino acid transmembrane transporter activity. Lineage: Eukaryota; Metazoa; Arthropoda; Insecta; Hymenoptera; Formicidae.